Messenger RNA from Closterium sp. NIES-65, 1641 nucleotides. The record is from the annotation of a GenBank genome assembly. Lineage: Eukaryota; Viridiplantae; Streptophyta; Zygnematophyceae; Desmidiales; Closteriaceae.
AUGCGUCCCGUACAGUGGACUUGCGAAAGAGGGAUCGGGGGGCAUGCAGACGCGAAGGCGGGAGGAUCCGUCGAGGGUGCAGGUUCGCAGUGUGCAUGGCCUCCUCCUCUUCCUCCUCUUGCACGUAUCAGGACACGCCUGCAGCAAGCCGAAGACUCGCAAGCCCCGAGCAGCGCAUCAUCCGACCUUGAAGAUUCAAGCAGCGCAUCAUCCGACCUUGAAGAUUCAAGCAGCGCCCCAGCAGGCUCUAAAGAGCCCCACCUCGUGUCUCCUAUCAGCAGGCUCUUCCCAGAGUGCUCCAAUCUCCACACGUCUCACAGGAGUGCAGAAGAGUCAGAAGUUUCAAGCAGCGCUCCAGCCGUCUCUGAAGAUUCACGUGGCCCCAGCAGUGCCCCAUCAGACCCAGACGAGCGAGAAGACCUCCAGCCCGUGUCUCCAAUCAGCCGCCUCUUCUUGGACCCAGCUCUGAGCACGGUCAUCCUGAUGGCCAUGGAGUUUGAGGGGAGGAGCAUGGGAGUGACGGAGAUCACUGGCUUGGUUCGAACCCUGCUGUCCUCCCAGCCCCGCUUCACCAGCCGCAUCGAGCAUUGGGGUUGGUGGCGAGAACCCAUGUGGGUGCCCACCCACGUGGACUGGCCCUCCCACGUGGUGCAGGAGCCUUCCCUCUGCUCCUCCUGCAGCAGCACAGACGAAUCUCAGACGUCCAUCUUGCAUGAUCGGCGCUCACCAGAGGAUCCUCGUUAUAGUGUGCCUCACUGCAGUGUGGAGAGCCAUGUGGUGCGGCUGCAGACCCUUCCGCUGUUCGAUUUCAGCCGGCCGUUGUGGCAAGUGCACCUGCUGCCCACCUGCGAGCACAUCCCUCGCUCCACUGCUGUCUUCCGCAUUCACCACGUCAUUGGCGAUGGCACCUCGCUGAUGUGCCUCCUCUCCAGCCAAUCUAGACCGUCCAAGUCAGAAACCCGUGGUGAUAGCGCCAUUGGUGAUGGUAUCUCCUACGGUUCUAAGGAAGCUGACAACAGCACGGUGAUUGGGGGGGCAGAAGGCAAUAACGAGUCAGCUUCUGAAGGGGAUGAAGUGGAAAGUUUGACGGGAAGCGUGGUAGGGAGUGAUUUGGCGGAAAGCAGUGCCUCAGUGCCACGUGGAAGCACCUCCUCCACUGCAGCACUGCCUAGUGUAACAAACAGCCACGUUAUUGAGAUGCCGGCAGCGACGAAACACACAGGUGGGGCAAAGGAGAUGAGGCGGGUGCAGCGAAUGAGGGCGGAGUGCAGGCAGAAGAAGGUGUCGUGGGAAGCUCACCUCACCAACCUCUAUGCCCGCCUCGCACUCGCGCUGCUGGGCCGCAAGGUGAUGGCAUGGCUGUUUGCGAGGGUGUCCCAACAGACCUCAAUCACAGUCUCCAACAUUGCAGGGCCGAAAGGAAAGCUGACUCUCUCAGGGCAUGUUGUUUCGGCACUUACUAUCACUACAGUGGGCCAACACCAGGCCAUGACGUGUCAUAUUGAGUCAUACGCCGGUUAUCUGAAGAUUGUUGUUAGUGCACUGGGUAACUAUGUCCCUGACGCUCCAAACAUGUGCUUCCAUUUCAUGAAGGCUUUUAGACGAUUGGAGAGGGAGACCUUAUGUUGUACAGGUCAUUAA